Molecule: messenger RNA, 747 nt
Organism: Andrographis paniculata
Lineage: Eukaryota; Viridiplantae; Streptophyta; Magnoliopsida; Lamiales; Acanthaceae
Exons: 7
Coding region: 1-747 (248 amino acids)
Source: RefSeq, a predicted model, not a curated record
AUGAGAAGAAGUAGAGCUUUCGGGUUCCCAUUGGUGAUUCCAGGUUGCACGAAUUCUACUACAUUAGAUGGGAUAGGACUAGACAUGAGAUUCCUAUAUUCGCUAUCACAGACUAUGGAGAAUCUUGUGGUUAAUAGCGACAACAUCGGCUAUCCUUGUAUUCAUUAUAAGGCUUGUAUGAAAGCUGAAUGCAUCAAGUACCUUGGGAUUUUUGCAAAUAUGGAUGCACAAGCAAAUCAAGUCUAUGAUACAAUGACUAGCAAGAAAGUGUUGUUCAAACUGAUCCUUGCUUGGAUGGCGGUCAAAGAUGGAGUGUGGUCGUUCACGAAAGAGACAUACAAGCUAAAGUAUGUUGAGGAUUCGGGUGGGGAAAACAUCGAUGACUCCAUUAGAAAAAUCACAUAUUACAUCUCGAUGCCGGAUGACUUGGAAGCAUUUCAUGCCAUUUUAUGUACUUUAGACGUUGUGAUUGAUGAGACAUAUGUGCCCGACCCUUCGGCAUUCAAUGUCUCCUCGUUUCUUCAAAACUUGAGCGUCGAGGAUCAAUCUUGCUUUGGUUUCAUAGCCAACCAAAGCCUAUGGAGAUACGACAAAAGGAUUCAAAAUUCAACGAUUCUUGAUUGGUACGAUGGAGCAAUCUCUCAGCCUCGUCUAGUUCUAGCUGAUCUCAUCGAAGCUUUGUUUCCUUCCGGAAACUACACCGCCGCGUAUUUCAGAAAUAUAGUUUUCAGGGUUUUCGUGGGCUGA